Molecule: messenger RNA, 1464 nt
Organism: Emiliania huxleyi CCMP1516
Lineage: Eukaryota; Haptophyta; Isochrysidales; Noelaerhabdaceae
Exons: 2
Coding region: 1-1464 (487 amino acids)
Source: RefSeq, a predicted model, not a curated record
AUGGCUGCGGGUCUCGAGUCGCUUCGCCGGCAGUUCGCCGGAUGCACGGCUCGUGGCGCGCCACGAUCCGUCGCAAACGUCACCGCCUUGCGCGCCAUCUCGGUGUCCAUCACCACGAUCGACACCAACACAACCACCUUGGCGCAGCGCUUCCGGAGCGCGCAGGAGCUCGCCAAGGUGCUGGCGGACAUCGACGAGGGCGAUGUCGGCGCGCGCAGGGUGUGCUCGGGCCACGACGCCCCGCUCCUUCUCGUCGCGCUGAUGAACGAGGCGGGCGAGUCCAAUGCGCAGCGCCGCGUCCCCCUCCUCACGUGUCUCGCCAGCCUCGUGCGGUUCAUCGGGCCCGAGGAGCUCAAGGACCAGCGGCUGUGGAUGCUGCUGCAGCGCAUGCUAUUCCAGUCGGACGCCACCUCAGUCCACCACGCGCUCGCCGCCAUCGCCGCCAUCACCCGCCAGGAGGAGUGCCUCGCGUUCGUCUGCGGCACGCCGAUGGCCAAGCGGCUGCAGCAGGCCCUUGGCUCGCUCGCUGCGGCCGAGCACUCGGCGACCGCGGCGCUCGCGCAGCAAGUCUCCUCCCGCCUCGCCGCCGCCGCGGCGGCCGCCGCAAUCGACAGCAAGUCUCCUCCCGCCGCCGCCGCGCCGAGCCGCCGGAUUGGCCUGCCCGGUUUUGGGCGGCGACGCUCCGCCUCGGAGCAGCAGCCGCAGCCCGGCCCGGCCCCGGCGGCGCCUCCGACGCGACUGGAGCAGGUGCUGCCCAUCGGCGAGGCGGGUGACACCGAAAGCGGCGGUGGGCCUGAGCAACGCUCGAUAGGUGAGGAGGCUGGCGCCGGGUCGGCCGCCGAGCUGCAGCGGGCCGCGGCGAUAGAGGAGCUCAAGCGCUGGCGAGGGAGCAUGCGCGGCAGGCUCGGCACCUUCAAGGGCCGCUCUCGAAGCCGCUCGGGCGACACCAUCCUCGACCCGGACCAGGGGAGUGCCGCCCUCACGCCAGACACGAUCGAGCGUUCCCCCCUCGGCGGUGAUCGGGGCGAUGCCGCCCUCCCCAAGCCGGCCCUGCGGGUCGCCACGCGCCCGUCGUGCGAGGACAUUGCGCUGCCGCCCGAUGGUGGAUUGCCCGACGCGGCGGCGUUGGAUGGGGCGGGAGAGGAGGCGCCGGGGGACCCGGCGGAGGGGGGCGGGCCCACCGACUCGGACUUUGAGCUCGACGAGCCGUCGCCCGUCGGGAUGAGGGCGGCCCGGGCAUCCCCAGACGGCACCAGCCGCCUCAGCCCGUCCGGGCCAUCGCAGCCCAGCCCGCUCAACCGGCGGCCGUCGCUGGGAAACACAGUCCCUCCGGCCGAGUCGGCAGAGGCGAUCGCAAACACGUUGGCGCUCCUGGAGCAGGCCGGGCCGGCCGGCGACUGCGCUGGUCUCUCGGCCGCCGACCGGCGCCGCGCCCGAAGGAAUCGGUUCGAGGUGGCGGGGUGA